ACCACUACCAGCCCCGCUAGGAUCUGUCAUUCAAGAAACAGGCCGGGCCAGAUGAGGCUUGCUUUGUUGUUAUUUGGGUGAACGCUACUCCAAAGUUUAGUGACAGCGUUGCAGAUGUAAGUUUUGUGUCUGGGGGAAGCAGAGAUCGUUCGCAGGCAAACAGAAUAUCUGCACGUUGUAAAGCUUUCUGAAGCGAGUCUCUAAAGACUUAAUGAUGACCGCUAAAACUUUAGAGAAAACCCCCGUUACUCUUGGCAGCUUUGGCCAUCCUCUCUCUGAGGGCAUCUACUCGGUUGACGAGAUUGCCACAUCAUUGCCACCAUCGGUGACUGUAUUUCAGAACGGUGAUCUAGGAGGACAUUACGACCAGCUAAGCGGACCCUCAGGAGAUGGCAUUACCAGCGGGGAUAUGAGCACAGAAAAGCGCUCCGUCGACCUGUCUUACUCCAGCUUCGCGCAGCCAACGGCUCCUCGCAACCAGACUUUUACCUACAUGGGAAAGUUCUCCAUCGACUCCCAGUAUCCAGGCAAUUGGAAUCCAGAAGGCGUUAUCAACAUCGUUAGUGCAGGGAUUCUGGGCAUGACCCAGCCCUCCUCGGCAUCGUCCUCUCCUUCAUCAUCAGUCUCACCGAGUCAUUUCUCUAGCACGCUCAGUUGCACAGUGGCGCAAAACCAGGCGGACAUGGAACACAUCUACUCCCCUCCUCCGUCAUACCCAGGCUGUGGAGAGGUCUACCAAGAUCCCUCUGCCUUCCUUUCAACCUCCACCUGUCCCAUGUCCUACCCGCCACCGUCUUACUCCUCUCCCAAGCCGAACACCGAUGCUGGGCUGUUCCCGAUAAUCCCAGAGUAUGCCACUUUUUUUCAGCCAACUUGCCAGAGGGACAUGCAAACUAUUCCUGACCGCAAGCCCUUCUCCUGUCCGCUGGAGUCGUUUAGGGUUCCCCCUCCGUUAACGCCACUGAACACUAUUAGGAACUUUACGCUAGGUGGACCAAUGUCUGAAGGACCCAGGUUGCCCACAGCCUACAGCCCCCAGAAUUUGCCUUUAAGACCGAUCCUCCGACCCAGGAAGUACCCCAACAGACCCAGCAAGACCCCUGUCCACGAGCGGCCAUACCCCUGCCCCGCAGAAGGAUGCGACAGGCGGUUCUCCAGAUCCGAUGAGCUAACCAGACACAUUCGAAUUCACACAGGACACAAACCCUUCCAGUGUCGGAUAUGCAUGAGAAACUUCAGUCGCAGCGAUCACCUGACAACUCAUAUCCGCACGCACACCGGAGAGAAGCCGUUCGCUUGCGAUUUCUGCGGGCGAAAGUUUGCAAGAAGCGACGAGAGAAAGAGACACACCAAGAUCCAUCUGAGACAGAAGGAGAGAAAGUCCUCCGCGCCAUCUAGCAGCUCUACUACUGAGCGCGCCAUCAGCAUCGGCACGUCAGUGGUCUGCUCCUCCAGCCAAUAAAGCUCCAGCAUAGCACAACAGCAUCAACACUAGGCAAUAGCCGUGGUGUAACCCACCACUCUUCAAAGCAAAACUGGGUAUCUGACGAAAACGUAAACCACUUUGCCAAAGGACACGAGUGAGGGACACUAGUUGUACGCGUCCUCAAUUGGCACGUUUUUUUCCAACUGUUUUUCCUCUACCUGUCUCAGCCGCAUGUCGACUGACAAAACGCACUUUGUUUAUAUAUAUUUAGGUGGAAUAAUUUAAUGAAAUAACUGCAGCAUGUGGGACUACGUAUUCUAAUUACGAAGUAAAAUGUACGUUUUGUUGAGUGGUUACAAUCAUUGUGUAAUGGGCGCACGCGGAGGGUUUCUGCGCCCCUGUCUCAGACCUGGCAGCAGGAGAGUUUAUUGCACUGCUAUAAACGCUCUAAUCGCAAACUUGCAAUAAUUUGGAACUGGUUCAAAUGUGUUUUUUGGCAAGCUGAAUCUAACUAGCUAUCUUUACCCCUUUAUUGUGCCUUUGUCCGUUCUUUUUGUAUAUAGCUACACACCCAAUGAGGCUUUUAAAUAAAUUGUACAGUGGUCCUUUAAUAAGAAAAUUUUUCAAAAAUAUAUUUUUGUACAAAUCGUUUCGUGUUGCAAGUGAUCAAGUGUGGUUAAAAGAAAUGUGAAUAACCGAACUUAUAAUGACGUGACGCUUGUUUUGUAAAUGUUGAAACUGAUAUGUAAUUGGACUGAAAUAACUAACGAAGGUCAGCAGUUUACUGGCUUAACUUUCUGUCACCGUAAAGAUAAUAAAAAUUAAAUUCUGACA
Messenger RNA from Electrophorus electricus (electric eel), 2260 nucleotides. RefSeq names its product early growth response 2b (gene egr2b). Lineage: Eukaryota; Metazoa; Chordata; Actinopteri; Gymnotiformes; Gymnotidae. Gene Ontology annotation, biological process: regulation of transcription by RNA polymerase II. The record is from RefSeq and is a predicted model, not a curated record. Gene Ontology annotation, molecular function: DNA-binding transcription factor activity, RNA polymerase II-specific; RNA polymerase II cis-regulatory region sequence-specific DNA binding.